CUGUUUAGCUAAGCUUGUGGUGGUGGCAGGUGACAGUCCUCACUCCGCUCUUGUAAAAGUACUCGCAGUACCACCUCGUUAUCCGUUCCUCUACCUCACUGAAGUUUGAGGGGAGGUUAAGAUAGAUACCCCAUCAUAAGCAACAACAGUUAUCGAACUGUACCGGUACGAUCGGUUGACUGGGAGGAGCUGUUAUCCUAACUUGGCUCAUGAGAAGCGAACGGUAGCCGGAAGAUAAUGCAGGCGAUGGAAAUGACCCCGACGGCUUCGGACUCGGUCGAUGCAUGCGAGAACCAAAUCGUAUAUAUACCGCACCUAGACCACAGAGAUGGGAAAGAUGAUACCGUUGGGAAAGAUAAUCCCAUCGGUGAUUCUGAUCCGAAUGACCCCGAGCUGGCCCCCUUGCCUUUGGUUGAUGGAGGCGUGAAGGCCAUGGCCAAGGCAACUUCCUUUGGCAGUGAAGACGACCGGCGAAGCAAGGAACGUUGUCUGCGACGGAGCUGCCGCAAAUGCUACCGUGAAUUUGCUGCCUUCAAGCCCCGGCUGUUUGCUGUUUCAUUUGGGUUCAUCUUGCCCCUUCUGUCACUGGUAGUACUGGCGGCACUGUGUGGAUACCCCUUGGCCUUGAUGGAAUCUCCAUUGGAACUGCAGCAAAAUGACUUGCUAUUGGCGGCACAAAUGAGAAUGAUCGUACAAGGAGCCCUCUAUACCAACUUGACGCAGAGGCUACCUCUGAUAUGUUUGAGACUUCACUUUGCGAAUUGGACGGCGGAGGAUUUCAUGGAGAAUGUCACUACUGUGCUGGCUGCACCAGAAGCGAUUGUUGAGAAUAUAACAGACGCAAUCGAACAUCUUGUGGAAAAGAAGAAGAAUCAAACGCAGCGGACGAGAAAUACCACAGCAGCAAAUGCCACCAAUUCCUCUCCAACUACGUUGGCAGGCACGAUAAUCUCCGACGUCGUCGUCAACGAAACGAUUGAGGAGGUCGAAGAUUUUUUGGAAGACGCUCAAGAUACCGUUGGGGACAUGUGGAAUGUACUCUCCUUUAACCAACUACCCGAGAUUCCAGAUGACUACGUUGCAUACAUUAAUGCAACAGAACUCUCGCUAUACCUUACUGACUGUGGAGCCCAAUUGAGCCCCGUGAUUGAUGCCAUGUUUUUCUCCUUGGCUUCCACAGCCAGGUCUGCUCUGACCGAUGAUAUUACUUUCGCGUGGAGUCGUUGUCCCACCAAUGCUACAGCCCUGGACUUGCCAACUUCUAUUCCGCCUUCUCUACUGCUGGAUUAUCUUCUAGAUUACAAUCCGGAUGCCGUGAAUCUCACAACGCACCCGCACAACUAUGAUGCACAAAAUGCCUACUAUCGCCAUACAUGGGAAAAGGAUCGUAUCGCAAGGUAUCAAUACUACCACAAUAGUGACCUGUUUCGCCCUGGCAGUCCAGAGAAGAAUGGCACCCUCUGGAAACGGAUCUGGGCCUUUGAAAAGUCACUCCGCGAGGCCACUGGAGGUGCCGAGUGUCACCCAAAUAUUCCAGCCGCAGGUUGGUUCUGGUUUACAGUGAUGACUACAAUUGGAUACGGCAACACAUCCCCAGUCUCCUGGGGAGGAAAGGCCAUGGUGUUUACUCUUGGCUUUAUUUCCAUCAUUCUCUUUGGAUUCGUGUCGACACGAGCAGCCUACGUCAUUACAUCUCUGAUGGAUGACCUUCUUAUACGAAUCAAUCUACGUUCCAUGGUACAACCGUGGGCUGAAGUUAUUUUGUGGGGAAAUAUUGCAUUUGUGUGGAUGAUUGCCAUUGCCGCCUACUAUGUCCAAUGGCAAAGGGAACGCCUCGGAAAAGAUGGAAUCACGGACAUGGCCACGGGAUACUGGUUUGCCUUUAUCUCCACCACGACUGUAGGAUUUGGAGACUACUAUUUGGCUCCGGAAGUGAUGGAAGUAUCUGAUUUGUUCACAUACCCGGUCAUGUUCCUGUUGGGAUUCUCCUUGUUGGCAGCUUUCUUGUCCAAAUUGUCCCAGCUUGUCGUUACACCCUUUGGAGAAGGACCUGACUUGGUGGAACACUUCCAAGCCGUGGACGAGCUCAAACGCAGUCUAAGAGAGGACCCGCGUGAUGAUGGGAACUUGAGGAGGAGGAGAAGGAAGGGCUCCAACAGCGGUCACGAGACAAAUGACAAGAACCAGUCCAUUGAGCUGCAUGCGAACGAUGACAGCGACCAUUGAGUAUUUCAGCGUGGCGUACAUUCCAUUCGCACGCAGUGGAACGAUCUCACCAGAAAGGUGUCGAUUGUUGCAAACGAAUUCGACAUUGAUGUGCAUCUAUAUUGAACGUCUUUGGUACCUUUGUCGCAAGCUCUUUUCUUCCUGUUUGAUUUGCCAGUGUGAUGUCGACGUGUUGCAAUUGAAUUCAACACGGAAUGUGCAUCGGAACUGGCACCUACUGUAUUGAUAGACGAAGGCAAGCGGCAGAUGCCCUGCCGCUGGCUGGCUGGCUCAAGAGGACCACUAUCUAAACUUUCAUUUACCUUAAUCAUUUUUGUUUGCUUGCUGCGGAAGACUUUAAUCACAGAUUGCCCUGGAGCUGCCUCACGACCGCUGUGGGUCCCGCCUCGACAGCUUGGAGGUCCGUCUCGAGGAGGCCAUCAUCGCUCCUCUUCCGCUUUCUACCGCAGAAACGUGCCGGUAUGCGACGUCGGCUGGCACCACGAGCAAGCUUUACGGUACUCCAAAGCCCUGGCAACUCUCGCAAGAGCCCAUAUUGAAGCAUUGUAGAGUUUUUCUUGGCUAGCUCUCUACGUUUCUUCAUACACUCUCCUUUGGAAACCUCAUUAACAGAUGCCAGCAUUGCCACAAACUCAUUGAGACUCAACCCAUUUUCACUGGACUUCCUUAUGCGUCCUCGCCCAGCUUUGUUGAGUCCCAAAAAGUACUUCAGCUUCAAAGAAGCCCAAGGAUCCGGGCACUCACAAAAAGGUUCCACUACACAGCAACAUGUACGAUUACUGACUUGAACCAAUGUGCAGUUAGAAGUUUGAAUGAUGCGCUCAAGUCGAUCGGUCGCAGUGUUGCCAAUUUCUCUGUCAUGAAUAAGCAGCCUUUCUAGAUGUGAAUUGUUUCGAAGAGCAUUAAUCACAGGGAGCCAACCUUUUGCAUCAUCAGCAGUCCCACAGACCUUCAGAUCACGCAAUCUCCCACACCGCACAAUGCGCUGUAUAACAUCUACAUCUUGUGCUCUGAAGAGACCUGAGCGUAUGGUCAAAUUCUGGAGAGAAGGCAAAUGCACCAUCCAAAAAAGGAGUAGUGUCGAAUCAAUGUUCGUCUGGGGUUCAGGCAGUGUCAUGUUCACACUCUCCACUCCACAACCUUGGCUUUCUGACUGCGCAGCACUUAGGGAUGCAACCAAGUUUUGGAUUUGUGAAGACAUCACCUGUGUGUUGCAGUUUUCAAGUUUGUAAGGGGAGAAUGAUUGGAAUCGAAUGGACCGCAACUUUUUGCUCCUAAAGACAACUCGGAGCACCUCAAACAAUGCCUCUGUUGUCCAUUUCCUACAACGAGACUCCAGAGUUCUCACUUCUGGGAGAAUUUGAUUGAACCUCAUAACGCGCUCAAGAUCGAUUUUGCGGCCUUGUCCUAGACAAAGGUAGUUUGCAUUUGUAUUGGCUUUCAAAGCGUCCACCACUGAUGAGUCUGUCACAUACUUGCAGGCGUCUAGAAACUCAUUAAUAGUCAAUGAAAUCUCCAACUUCUGAGCCAAGAAUUUGAUUA
Molecule: messenger RNA, 3768 nt
Organism: Seminavis robusta
Lineage: Eukaryota; Bacillariophyta; Bacillariophyceae; Naviculales; Naviculaceae
Source: the annotation of a GenBank genome assembly